UUUUAUGUUGAAAACCCCUCACAGGAAGCAUGUUGCGGCUUCGCGCGCGCUCAGAGAGCAGCGAUUAGCAAAGUGACAAUAACGUUUUCUUCAAGAUGUCUGGUGAUCUGGACCGGACUCCCCGGUCUCUGCUGGUCUGUGAUCGAUCCAGUUUCCUGAAUGAGAAGAACCGGCUGAGUUCUCAGGUGGAGCAGCUGCACUUCAACUACAAGGUGUCUGUGCUGCUGCCUGAGUGUAGCUCCGCCCCCUCUCACCUGGACGCUGCAUUCAACAGUUUCAGCAGUUUCUACCUGAUCAGGGAGCUGCCGAUACACGAACUGCUGGAAAAACACUUCCUGGAGACCGCCGUGUACCAGGGUAGUGUGUAUGGCGUGUCGUACGGGACCAGGAUCGAUGAAGACAACUGCGUCGCUCUGAUGCCAAACGGUCAGCUGUCUCUCUCUCUGGAUAAAGACUCCUUUGAGUUGUUGGGAGUUGAAGGGAAACCGUCCAGAUUCAACCACAGAACAAACUGCAGAUUCGUAGUAUCUAUAGAUUUGACUGACAGCAGCAUGGCUCCUGGUGGGCGGGGCUACCAGAGACUCGUCACAGGUCUGACGUCGCGGCUUCGACUGAAGGCCGACUUCCUGCUGUCGCAUCAUCCAGGGGGCGGAGCCUCUCUGCAGCCCCUCCUGUCUCGUUACGAUUGGUCGGAGCACAGGCCUGAGGUCAGCAGCCGCACUCUGACAGACCUGUCCUGCCCCGCCCUGCUGACCUCUGACCUGCAGUCACGUGACCCUCACGGCUUCCUGGAGUGGCUCGGAGCCGUGGACGCCCACGUCGGCUGCGAGAACUCGUCCAGCAGCUUCCUGUCCUCGCUGGUCUGUCCCGAGCCGAAGACGACGGCGAGCCGAGCUCUGAGCGUCUCGGUCUGCGGACUGCUGCUUCCUCAGGACGUCCACCGACUCAUCCAGCAGAUCAGGCGUUACCUGGAGCAGCCCCGGUUGGAGUCCUGGGCGUCGCUGACGGUUCAUGGUUUUGUUGACAGUCCGGUGUCGUGGGGGGGCAGCGAACACGGAGUCCUGAGAGGAGGAGAGAACUUCUACAGUCUGCUGAUGCUGCCCGACCACACCUACCACCUACACCUGGCUACGGGAGCACACGACACCUGUCCGCCGUGACGUCAUCAGCUGGCGGUUUCAGCGCCGUUACUUGAGCUCUUUAACUCUUUGGACCGGUUCUGUUUAGCUGUAUAAACCUGUUUCAGGUCAGUCUGGAUUCAAACGCCUCAAACUCAAAUAUUUUAGAAGAAAAAUUUCAUUUGAGUUGAAAAAAACAAAUUUCCAAAAUAUUAUUUUGCUUGAUUUCGAUCUGAAGCAGACGUUCAGGUAAACACAACGUUUCUGCUUCCUGUUAACCUUCUCGUGACCUCAGACUGAUCUUGUGACUCUUUGCGGGGCAGCGACCCUCAGGUUGGGAACCGCUGGCAUUCAGUUAUUACGUGACCUUGUGUUUUGUACGGAUCAUGUUGUUUUAGGACACGGAGCUCGUUUUCAUUUCUGAUCUGAAAACAAUAAAUAUUCUGUUUCUUUUCA
Messenger RNA from Siniperca chuatsi (mandarin fish), 1574 nucleotides. RefSeq names its product ribonuclease P/MRP 40 subunit (gene rpp40). NCBI's taxonomy places the organism in Eukaryota, Metazoa, Chordata, Actinopteri, Centrarchiformes, Sinipercidae. Gene Ontology annotation, biological process: endonucleolytic cleavage in ITS1 to separate SSU-rRNA from 5.8S rRNA and LSU-rRNA from tricistronic rRNA transcript (SSU-rRNA, 5.8S rRNA, LSU-rRNA); tRNA 3'-end processing; tRNA 5'-leader removal. The record is from RefSeq and is a predicted model, not a curated record. Gene Ontology annotation, cellular component: ribonuclease MRP complex; multimeric ribonuclease P complex. The transcript is spliced from 8 exons. Gene Ontology annotation, molecular function: ribonuclease MRP activity; ribonuclease P activity. The coding region runs from base 96 to 1160 and encodes 354 amino acids.